AUGCCUUAAUAAGAAGAAGAAGAAAAUAAUUCUUAAUAAAUAAAGUCUCCUUUGUAAUACUAAGAAAACAUUGAGAGAAAACUAACUAACUCCACUCUCAUACAUGUAAACAACUAGUAUUAGACAGAAAUUUAUAGCAGUAAAUAAGAAGUCGAAUACUUUUCCAACGAUGCCAGUGACUUUGAAGAACCUGCUGUUAUUGAGUGCCCUAAAUGUCUUAAAGUAUGUUAAACUAAAAUUUAAGUUAAAUCAGGCAAAAAUACUUACUUAUGUUCUGGACUGCUAUUUGUACUUUCAAUUGGUAUUUGUUGCGUUCUACCAUUAUUAAGCAGUGGAUUUAAAGAUAAAAUUCACUUUUGCUCUGCAUGUGGUAAUUAAGUGGGAAUCCAUAAAUUCAGAAUUUGCUGA
This is a messenger RNA of Tetrahymena thermophila SB210, 408 nucleotides long. Its product is annotated as LITAF-like zinc ribbon domain protein. The transcript has a single exon. The record is from RefSeq and is a predicted model, not a curated record. NCBI's taxonomy places the organism in Eukaryota, Ciliophora, Oligohymenophorea, Hymenostomatida, Tetrahymenidae. Gene Ontology annotation, molecular function: zinc ion binding.